AUGAUUGGGUGGGGAAGGGUUGAGGAAGGCACUGCUGCUGGAAGUGUAAUGGACCUUAAUCCUGCUCUGCAAGAGGUGCUGAAGACCAACCUCAUCCACGAUGGCCUAGCACAUGGAAUAUGCGAAGCUGCCAAAGCCUUAGACAAGCGUCAAGCCCAUCUCUGUGUGCUUGCAUCCAACUGUGAUGAGCCUAUGUAUGUCAAGUUGGUGGAGGCCCUUUGUGCUGAGCACCGAAUCAACCUGAUUAAGGUUGAUAACAACAAGAAACUAGGGGAAUGGGUAGGCCUCUGUAAAACUGACAGAGAGGGAAUGCAUAAAGCGGUUGGUUGAAGUUGUGUGGUGGUUAAGGGCUGUGGCAAAGAGGCUCAGGCCAAGGAUGUUAUCGAGGAGUACUUCAAAUGCAAUAAAUGA
This is a messenger RNA of Physeter macrocephalus (sperm whale), 411 nucleotides long. RefSeq names its product 40S ribosomal protein S12-like. Gene Ontology annotation, molecular function: structural constituent of ribosome. Gene Ontology annotation, cellular component: cytosolic small ribosomal subunit; ribosome. Gene Ontology annotation, biological process: translation. The record is from RefSeq and is a predicted model, not a curated record. NCBI's taxonomy places the organism in Eukaryota, Metazoa, Chordata, Mammalia, Artiodactyla, Physeteridae.